CGGAAGAGGAAGCCGCGCGGGGCGUUGGCGUCGCCUCUCCCGGGCUGCUUCUCCUCCUCCUCCUCCUCCUUCCCCGCGGCCUCCGAGGAGCCUCUUUCUCCGCCUUGGGUCCCGGGCGCCCGGGCAGCCGGAGAGGCCGCCAUGCCGGCGCUGCUGGAGAGGCCGAAGCUGAGCUCGGCCAUGGCCCGCGCCUUGCACCGGCACGUCAUGGUGGAGAGAGAGAGGAAGCGGCAGGGUGAGAGAGAGAGAGAGAGAGAGACGGGGGAGGGGGGCAUUUGCAUGCAUUUGCAUGUACUUACAUUUGUAGUAGCAUUUGCAUGCAGUUGCAUUUACUUACAUUUGUAGUAGCAUUUGCAUGCAUUUGCAUUUACUUACAUUUGUAGUAGCAUUUGCAUGUAUUCGCAUUUGCAUUUGUAGUUUCAUUUGCAUGCAUUUGCAUGUAUUCGUAUUUGCAUUUGUAGUUUCAUUUGCAUGCAUUUGCAUGUAUUCGCAUUUGCAUUUGUAGUUGCAUUUGCAUUUGAGUUUGAGUUUGUAUCCCGCCUGCAAGGUGCUCCAGGCGGCGCGCAAUCUCCGCAACCCCAACCCUGCCAGGUAGGCUAGGCUGGGAGGAGGCAGCGGCCGACCCCCGGUGACCUGCUGGGGGGAAAUCCCAGGAUUGUAGAGUUGGAGGGGACCCCAGAGGUCAUCCAGCCCAACCCCCUGCAAUGUGGGAAUCCCAGCUGACACUUCCAAGACCUUCCACCCUCUGCUUAAAAACCUCCAAGGAAGAAGAGUCCAGCAUCAUCCCAGAGAGAUCCUUCCCCUGUCAAACGGCUCUUACGGUCAGAAAACUCUUCCUGAAGCCUAGUCCCAAUCUCCUUCCUUGCAACUUUAAUCUAUCCAACCCUCCAGAGCAGGAGAAAAUAAGAUUGCUCCAUCUUCCAUGCGACGGCCCUUCAGAGAUUUGAAGGUGGCUGUCAGAUCUCCUCCCAGUUCCCUCUUUUCCAGGCUCAACAUACCCAAUUCCUUCAACCGUUCCUCAUAAGGCUUGUUUUCCAGACCUUUGACCAUCUUGGUCACCCUCCUCUGCACAUGUUCCAGCUUGCCAGUAUCCUCCUUAAAUUGUGGUACCCAGAACUGGAUACCGUCUUCCAGGUGUGGUCUGACCAAGGCAGAAUAGAGCGGGACUGUUCCUUCCCUUGGGAUGCGGGUGGUACUGUGGGUUAAACCACAGAGCCUAGGGCUUGCCGAUCGUAAGGUCGUCAGUUCGAAUCCCUGCGACGGGGUGAGCUUCCAUUGCUCGGUCCCUGCUCCUGCCAACCUAGCAGUUCGAAAGCACAUCAAAGUGCAAGUAGAUAAAUAGGUACCGCUCCGGCGGGAAGGUAAACGGCGUUUCCGUGCGCUGCUCUGGUUCGCCAGAAGCGGCUUAGUCCUGCUGGCCACAUGACCCGGAAGCUGGACGCCGGCUCCCUCGGCCAAUAAAGCGAGAUGAGCGCCGCAACCCCAGAGUCAGCCACGACUGGACCUAAUGGUCAGGGGUCCUUUUACCUUAUUCCUUCCCUUGAUCUGGACACUAGACUUCCAUUGAUGCAGCCUAGAAUAGCAUUGGCCUUUUUUGCUGCUGCAUCACAUUGUGGGCUCAUGUUAAGCUUGUGGUCCACCAAGAUCCCUAGAUCCUUUUCACAAGGAUUACUGGCAAGCCAGGUGUCCGCCAUUUUAUAUUUGUGCAACUGGUUCUUCCUGCCUAAGUAGUGCAGAACCUGAAGAAGUCUUGAACUGAAUUGAGGCUCCAUGGAAGUUGCAUUUCAGGAAGCUUUUAAUGUUUAAUAGAUUAUUAUGUUUUAAUAUUCUGUUGGAAGCAGCCCAGAGUGGCUGGGGAAACCCAGCCAGAUGGGCAGGGUAUAAAUUAUUAUUAUUAUUAUUAUUAUUAUUAUUAUGCCUUUCCCCCUUGUCCUGCAGAGGAGGAAGAAGUCGACAAGAUGAUGGAGCAGAAGAUGAAGGAGGAACAGGAGAGGCGUCGGAAGAAGGAGAUGGAAGAGCGGAUGUCCCUGGAGGAGACGAAGGAGCAGGUCUGUGGGGCGGCCCUGUGUUUUGGGAGGCCUCCAGUGUGAGAGAGCCAGUGUGGUGUAGUGGUUGAGAGCAGUAGACUCGUAAUCUGGUGAACCGGGUUCGAUUCCCCGCUCCUCCACAUGCAGCUGCUGGGUGACCUUGGGCCAGUCACACUUCUCCGAAGUCUCUCAGCCCCACUCACCUCACAGAGUGUUUGUUGUGGGACAGGAAGGGAAAGGAGAAUGUUAGCCGCUUUGAGACUCCUGAAGGGGAGUGAAAGGCGGGAUAUCAAAUCCAAACUCUUCUUCUCCGUCCCUGGAGACAUCCCAGCUCACCUCCGACCCCUUUUCCACCCGCAGAUCAUGAAGCUGGAAGAGAAACUGCUCGCCCUACAGGAGGAGAAGCACCAGCUUUUCCUUCAGCUGAAAAAAGUGCUUCACGAGGAGGAGAAACGACGGCGCAAGGAGCAAAGGUUGGUGGGAUAACAAGCGUCUAGCGAUGCACGCUGGGCCAUGUUUGUGGGUUCUGAACUGGCUGUGACUGAGCAGGAGCCACGUGGAGAUGUUGAGCCAGUGUUUGGCCGCUGUGAAAAAGGCAAAUUCCGUGCUUAGGAGUUAUUAGGCAAGGAAUUGAAAAUAAAACUGCCCGUAGCUGUGGUGUGGGCAUGCUUGCAAUGCUGGUCUCCACAUAAGGCUGGGCGAUGUUAUGUUGCUUUGGCUGUAUACAGUGGUACCUCGGGUUACAUACGCUUCAGGUUACAGACGCUUCAGGUUACAGACUCUGCUAACCCAGAAAUAGUGCUUCAGGUUAAGAGCUUUGCUUCAGGAUGAGAACAGAAAUCGGGCUCCGGCGGCGCGGCAGCAACAGGCGGCCCCCAUUAGCUAAAGUGGUGCUUCAGGUUAAGCACCGUUUCAGGUUAAGAACGGACCUCCGGAAUGAAUUAAGUACUUAACCCGAGGUACCACUGUAUUUGAUUUUCUUCAGAUUGUUUUAUUUAUGUUUUAUUGAUUCAAUAUGCUGUAAACCAGGGGUCAGCAACCUGUGGUCCAUGGGCCAUAAGCCGUCCAUGGGGGUUGUUUAAACGGCCCACUAGCCACUGCUGAACCAAGCCGCUUGCUCAGCGAGUCACUGCACACUGCGCUAAACCAGCACAGCGCAGAGCGGGGACUCAGUUGACACGAUCCAGCCCAUGGAGCGAUCUCCGCGGGAGUGAGCUCACCCAGGCGAGGUAAUCCUUGCCGACCCCUGCUGUAAACCGCUUUGAGCUUUUUCUUAAAAAUAUAAAGUGAUAUAGAAAUUAAAAGAAUAAAAUAAUUACGUUCAUGUACCGUCCAAAACCGGUUUGAAGUCCAUAUCAUGAUACAAUCGUACCUCAGAAUUUGAACGCCUUGUGACUCAAACGUUUUGGUUCCUGAACGCCGCAAACCCGGAAGUGAGUGUUCCGGUUUGCAAACGUUCUUUGGAACCCGAACGUCCGACGCGGGUUCUGCAACUUCUGAUUGGCUGCAGGAGCUUCCUGCAGCCAAUCGGAAGCCACGCCUUGGUUUCUGAACGUUUUGGAAGUCAGAACGGACUUCAGGAACGGAUUCCAUUCGACUUCUGAGGUACGACUGUAUCAGCUUCGUAAUUUUUGACCUGGCAAUAUUUUGUGAAUUGUGUUGUGUGUGUGCGGUACGCAAAAAUCACAAUGUGUGGGAAACCUUGAAGGCAGCCAACGACUGCCUUGUGCAAAAGGGGCAGCGAAUGGCAAGAGCAGGCGCCGGCAAAGAUCAAGUUUCUUUCUGAGUUGGGUUUCUUCACCGCCAUUAUUGCAGGCGAUUUAUUGACCUCCUUCCUCCUGUCCACAGCGACAUGACGACGCUGACGGCAGCCGCUUACCAGCAAGGAAUGGCCGUCCAUGCAGGGGCUCACAUCCUCAACAUGCAAGGUGCGUUUCUUUUUGGCCACGUCGGCGGCGCAUUGAAAGGAUUCGCGUAGAGUUCGGCCACGGAUCAGGCAGGUGUGCUUUCCUCACCUGAAGUCACCUUGUGCUGAAUCGGGCCGCCAGUCUCUACCUGCGGUCCAGUUUUAGCGAGAGAUGUCGGGAAUCGAACCCAGGACAUUCCAUGUAUAAAGCCUCUGAGGUGCCUCCCUUGUUAGGAUUGCAGGUAUGGGAGAGGGGAGAGCGGAGGAAAGCGAAGACUUUUUUUUAAAAAAUAAUUUUUAUUAAGUUUUCCAUUUUAACAAUCCAAUCAGAUCACAUUACACUUUCCAAAUUAUACAAAUACAUCUCAUAUAGUCCAAAUAUUCUGCCAAAUUAUAAGUUUUUGUUGGGGCUUCCCAUGCUUCAAGUUCAGUGGGGUUCCAAUCAUCUUAUGUUUCUACUACCUUGAGUUUCCAAUAGUUCCUUCUUUAAAUCUUCCUGUUGUUAUCCUUCCUUCCUUCAUGGCCUCUGCGUUGUUUGCACAGGCGAGCUGGAGUAAACAAUAAUGGGCUUCUGUGUGAAGUUUGUAUGACUCUCCUUUUUUUUUUUUGCAGCUGAUAAGUCUGUCGUUCGCAAUAUGUCCUCACACGCUGGUGUUUAUGCCAAAUCAAUCCAAAAGUCCUUCUCUGGUGGCAGACGCCAUCUUCACUCAGUUCCGAUGAAAUAAAAUCUAGGCGUUUGCUCAUUCAUUUUCUCAGACAGGUUGCAUCAAACAUUAGUCUUUCAGGGGAGAUUUGCCAAUUUGGGCUUGAAGCACAGAUAUGAUAACAAAUUAAGAACUCGCCUCCCCCAUGACUGUUUAUCUCUGUCCCAUAAUGGCGGAUCCCAAUUAAAUAGUGCGUCACAUCACCCUUCCGGAGAGUCUUUUAUUGGAGGAAAGAGAAGACUUGACCCUCCACCCCUUUGGGAAGGAGUUUUCUCACCCUCUGGAUGGCUUGGAGGGGUUGAUGUCAAUGGGAUUUCUUCCCUUUCUCCACAGGGAGCCCCGGAGGCCAUAACCGGGCUGGCACCUUGAUAUCCGCCGAUAGAGCCAAGCAGAUGUUUGGACCUCCAGUGAUCACAGUGAGUGCCUCCCGCCCCCCAGUUGUUCCAGGAAAGACCAGAUCUCUUUGUUCAACACUGAAGUCAUAGUAUUCCUCAAAGAAUUUAUUACCGUAUUUUUUGCUCUAUAAGACACACUUUUUCCCUCCUAAAAAAGCAAGGGAAAAUGUGUGUGCAUCUUAUGGAGCGAUUGCAGGCUGCGCAGCUAUCCCAGAAGCCAGAACAGCAAGAGGGAUCUCUGCUUUCGCUGCGUAGCGAUCCCUCUUGCUGUUCUGGCUUCUGGGAUUCAGAAUAUUUUUUUCUUGUUUUCCUCCUCCAAAAACUAGGUGCGUCUUAUGGUGCGAAAAAUACGGUAAUUUAUUUGGCAAUAGGGGCACGUUGCUUAAUCAGCAGAAACCUCCUAAGCAGUUUGCAAAAUGCAAUGUGAAAUAUUUGUUUGAAAAACUGGUAAUAUAAAACAGGCAUGUCCAACUCCCAAGAGCAGGGGGUCAGCAAACUUUUUCAGCAGGGGGCCGGUCCACUGUCCCUCAGACCUUGUGGAGGGGCAGACUAUAUAUUUUGGGGGGGGGGGGAGAACGAAUUCCUAUGCCUCACAAAUAACCCAGAGAUGCAUUUUAAAUAAAAGGACACAUUCUACUCAUGUAAAAACACGCUGGUUCCCGGACCAUCCACAGGCCGGAUUGAGAAGGCGAUUGGGCCGGAUCUGGCCCCCGGGCCUUAGUUUGCCUACUCAUGACCAAGAGACUGUGAUCUACUCCCACUAUAUAAAAAAGCUGGCAGUGAUCUACCCAUUGGAUUGACCAUUGUGGAGCUUUUUUUUGGGAGGUGAUCAACCAGGAUCACACGAUCGACCAGGAAAGCCCCGCAAUUGACUAGUUGCACAUGCCUGAUAUAUGAAGCCAAAUUGAUGUAAGAUUUAUCAGAGCAGAAGUAAAAGCCAUGUAUCUAAAACAAAUGAUACGUAAUAAAAAUCGCACGUUAAAAUGCCACGUCAAGGCAGGCCUGCCUAAGCGAGCGAGAACCGUGCCAGGGGCUGAACACAGUUUUCUUUUCCCCCUAGGAAGUGGUUAUAUUUUGCUUUUCAUGAGCAGAAUCAAACGUUCUCCUCCAAAUGUUCCCUCACAAGAUGGUGGACGGUGGCAGCGCUGCCUUUUCUAUUGUCGCGGUGGUUGUUAUUUAAAUUUAUAUCCUGCCCUCGAUCCCAAGGACCACAGGCCCGUUUGCAGUAUAAAACCACAUAACAUGAUAAACUAGGGUUGCCGUGUUUCAAAAAGUGAAAAUCCGGACACAAAAGCUGUUGAGCUUGGGAGGAAGUUGUUGUUUUUGGCAAAACCUCAACAAAAAUUGUCGUUUUGGAGCUAUUUUUAAGGGAAAUUGGCACAAACAACACUGCCGACCAGGGUUGCCAUGCGUCUGGAUUUCUCCAGAUAUUUUUCCGAUUUCCUCCCGGAUGCUUCCGACUGCAGUAUUCUGCAUAUGGCCCCCCCUAGAUACACAAGACAAAACGGGUAGUUCUUCCCUCACAAAAUGGCUCCCCUUUCAAAAUGGCGGGUGGCGGCAGCCCUGCCUUGGCUAUUGCUGCUGUUAUGAUAGUGACUUAUUAAACUGAUAUACCGCCCUUCCUUCCGAGCGCCACAGGCCCGUUUACGGCAGGGAAACACAAAAGUACGUCGCGUGGCAAAUAAGACAAAGCGGUUAGUUGUGAGGCAGAUUUGGUGCACCUCGCGGUAACCCUAAGGGACGUCUCUGUGCUUGCUUUGUCUCCCCAGUCUCGCCACUUUGCCACGCAGCCGACUUUCCCCGCCAGCACGGCAGAGCACGGUCAGUACCAAGGCGGGCAGUCUGGGCACAGCCCUUAUGCCGUGGGGCAGAGCCAGCACACGGUGCCCGUCAGCUACGCCAGCAGCCAGUCGAUCCGAGGUGAGGAUGGAGCCCGUGGGCGAUCGGGUGCCACGCUGCAUCCCUUUCCCUCCGUGGCAUGGGAGGCGGGGGCAGAGCAGGCCGGGCUUUCACCCCCCUCUCCUUUCCCUUCCAGGGCCUUCUGCUUUCCCCACCAUGCAGUACUUGCCGCAACAGCAGCCCGGCUACACAAUCCACAGCCACUUCCCCACGGCUCAGCCUGGUAAGUCUGCAGAAUGGCUGGCAAAUCUUAAUAAUAAGUCUGCAGUUGUUUAGUCAUGUCCGACUCUUCGUGACCCCAUGGACCAGAGCAUGCCGGGGGUUGGUAAAUCCUAUUAUUAUUAUUAUUAUUAUUAUUAUUAUUUAUACGCCACCCAUCUGGCUGGUUUUCCCCAGCCACUCUGGGCAGAUUCCAACAAAAUAUUAAAAUACGAUAAUUCAUCAAACAUUAAAAGCUUCCCUAAACAGGGCUGCCUUCAGAUGUCUUCCAAAAGUCAGGUAAUUGUUUAUUUCCUUGACAUCCGACUGGAGGGCGUUCCACAGGGCAGGUGCCACCACCGAGAAGGCCCUCUGCCUGGUUCCCUGUAACUUCACUUCUCGCAGGGAGGGAACCACCAGAAGGCCCUCGGAGCUGGACCUCAGUGUCUGGGCAGAACGAUGGAGGUGGAGACGCUCCUUCAGGUCUACUGGGCCUUUGAGGCCGUUUAGGGCUUUCAAGGUCAGCACCAACACUUUGAAUUGUGCUUGGAAACGUCCUGGGAGCCAAUGUAGGCCUUUCAAGACCGGUGUUAUGUGGUCUCGGCUGCCACUCCCAGUCCCCAGUCUAGCUGCCGCAUUCUGGAUUAGUUGUAGUUUCCAAGUCACCUUCAAAGGUAGCCCCACGUAGAGCACAUGGCAGAAGUCCAAGCAGGAGAUAACCAGAGCAUGCACCACUGUGAUGAGACAGUCUGUGGGCAGGGAGGGUCUCAUCCUGCGUACCAGAUGGAGCUGGCAGACAGCUGCCCUGGACACAGAGUUGACCUGCGCCUCCAUGGACAUGAGAUGGCAGGGGAGCUGCGCUGGGAGAUGUCCGAAAAGGAAAGAGAAAAUGAACGAGCCCUACACUUCUUCCCAGGCCCUGUUUCUUUCCUUGCAAGGCUCACGCUUAGCUCUUUCAACCUUCCCUUUCCAGGUUUCAUUCCUCCCAGCACGGCCAUCCCUCUGCAGAAACAACUGGAGCACGCAAACCAGCAGUCGGGAUUUACCGAUUCGGUGAGUUCACACCCAGAGCAUCGCUCUCUGAAAAUGUCCGUGCUCUUUUGUAGAGUUGGAAAGGGACCCCGGGGGUCACCAGCCCCCUGGAAUGCAGGAAUCUUCUGGCCCCAACGUGGGACUCGAACUCGUGGCCACGAGAUGAAGAACCCUAUGCUCUUACCGACUGGGCUAUCCCACAGAGGUCUUAAGAGAUGGCUAACAAUAUUUUUAAAAACCAAACGGCAGUGGUACGUCAUCAGGGAAGCAGCCGCAAACCUAAGUAGUCAGUAUGGGACUCGGGUGGCGCUGUGGGUUAAACCACAGAGCCUAGGACUUGCCGAUCAGAAGGUCGGCGGUUCGAAUCCCCGCGACGGGGUGAGCUCCCGUUGCUCGGUCCCUGCUCCUGCCAACCUAGCAGUUCGAAAGCACGUCAAAGUGCAAGUAGAUAAAUAGGUACCGCUCCGGCGGGAAGGUAAACGGCGUUUCCGUGCGCUGCUCUGGUUCGCCAGAAGCGGCUUAGUCAUGCUGGCCACAUGACCCAGAAGCUGUACACCGGCUCCCUCGGCCAAUAAAGCGAGAUGAGCGCCGCAACCCCAGAGUCGGCCACGACUGGACCUAACGGUCCGGGGUCCCUUUCCCUUUACUAGAACACAAGUGUCCAGGCAGAACGAUGGAGGUGGAGACGCUCCUUCAGGUAUACAGGACCACUCUGAAAUACCUCUCUGAGGAGGAUACGGGUCUCCAAUAAAAAAAUUAAGACCCUCAUCUCCCAGAAUCCUUUGGGGGAAAGCCAUGACUGUAUAAAAAUGGCGUCGCAGCGGUGCGAAUGCAGCCGUUCUUGACUGUUUCUAACUGCACAGAGGGGUAAAUUUUAAAUUCGGACAGGAGCCUGGGAAGAACGUUUGCUUGCCGGGACUCGGCCGUGAAAUAACCAGCGCAUGUGCAGAGUGCAUUCCCUCUCACCUUGGGAGGUGGUCUAAUUCCUCUGCUCUCUCUUGUCCUUUCCUCUCCAGUCGACCCUACGCCCGAUGCACCCCCAAGCCUUGCACCCGAACCAGGGCCUCUUACAAGCUCCCCAAAUCCCUGUCCAGAUGCAGACAGCUGCCAAGGUAAGCUCAGAACCUGAAGGCGCCUUGCCCCUCUUCCUGCUUCUACUCCCCCUCUUCCCAGUGAUUCUCAGUUACGCGGUUUUCCGUGCCCAUAAUGUGUUGUCAUGGUUCCUCUUGUUUUCGGCCUGUUGUGAAUUUUGCCUUCCUUUUCCUCGUCCCAGGUGGGUGCCUCUCCCACCGCCGUCGCGACACCCAGCCCCUUUCUCUCCUGCUCGCUGAUUUUGCCCCCCCCACCCGCUUUCUCUCCCUUAUAGCCCAGUUUGGCGUACACCCACCCGGCUCGCCCAGCCUCCCCUGGCAGCUUCUCCCACGGAACCACCCCACAGCAACCCCACACAGUAAGUAUCUCGCUGGCUGGGUGCGGGGAGCAGCGCUCAAUCCCAAGCCUUGUCGUACCACAGCAGUACCUCUGGGGGUUUUUUCAAAAAAAAUAUUAUUGGUUUUCACAGUUUUAUAAACAAGCAAAUACACAAGACAAACAAACAUAAAUCAUAACCUUAUUGAAAAUUACACUUCCUCGCUUCUCCUUGGUUGAAUUUCAUUGCAUGUCCUAUUAACGGUUUUCCAAAUCACAAUUUUUAUGAAACUUAACUUAAACAUUAACAUCCUUAAAUAUUCACAUUAUGGAAUUAAACAUAUUAAUUCAUCACGUAACAUAAAUAAAAUCCUAAGCCAAUUAAGUAACUGCAAGCUGUUUUCAGUUAAUUUAACUUAACAUAUUUAACUAAAUAAUCAUUAAAUUUAAUCCACUCUUCCCGAUACUCCUCCUCCGUCUGGUCGCGGACUCUUCUGGUUAGGUCGGAUAGCAGUAUCUCUGAGCGCAUGCAGAGGGUCUCUCCUCCCUAGUGAGCCUCUGGCCUCUGUACAGUCUGAGGUUGGGGUCAUUCUGCAGAUGGGGAGCCCCCAUUGAGAAGGCCAAUCCCCAGCAGAACCACCGCCAACCAGACUUCCGUGUCGGAUGCCGCCAACUUAGGCGCAUCAGUUUAUGCGGGGCUACUAGAAUACAAGGGGGCACGGGUGGCGCUGUGGGUUAAACCACAGAGCCUAGGGCUUGCUGAUCAGAAGGUCGGUGGUUUGAAUCCCUGCGACGGGGUGAACUCCCGUUGCUCGGUCCCUGCUCCUGCCAACCUAGCAGUUCGAAAGCACGUCAAAGUGCAAGUAGAUAAAUAGGUACCGCUCUGGCAGGAAGGUAAAUGGCGUUUCCGUGCGCUGCUCUGGUUCACCAGAAGCGGCAUAGUCAUGCUGGCCACAUGACCCGGAAGCUGUACACCGGCUCCCUCGGCCAAUAAAGCGAGAUGAGCGCCGCAACCCCAGAGUCGGCCACGACUGGACCUAAUGGUCAGGGGUCCCUUUACCUUUACUAGAAUACAACACUGCAUUUGUUUUACAGUGGUGCCUUGGUUCUCAACUUAAUCCGUUCCAGAAGUCCGUUCCAAAACCAAAGCGUUCCAAAACCAAGGCGCGCUUUCCCAUAGAAAGGAAUGCAAAACGGAUUAAUCCGUUCCUGACUUUGGAAAACAACCCCUAAGACAGCCAUUUAACAUGAAUUUUGUUAUCUAACGAGACCAUGGAUCCAUAAAAUGAAAGCAAUAAUCAAUAUGCUGUACUAUAAAUAAGACAGUAUUAAUUACUUUUUUUUCUUACCUGCGCUGAUGAUAGUCAUUGUUUGGAUGGGGGGCUUUUAUCCAUUUCCGCAGUCACACAAUCGAUCAAUCGAACUGGCUUCCACACAGUCACGAAAACAAAUUAAACCAAAAAGCCUCAAAAACGCAAAAUAGCAAAAACGAAAUGUUCAAAAAGCAAGGGACAGCUUCUGAUUGGUGCAGGUGCCCCGGAAACAAUAGCCAACAGCCGCAUCGGCUGUUCAGCUUCCGAAAAAUGUUCGAAAACCAGAACACUUCCAGGUUUUUGGAGUUUGAGAACCAAGGUACCAUUGUAUUUUAUUUUUUUUAAAUACAACUGUAUUUCUGACUUUUCCUGGGGGAAAAGAGUUCAGACAAUCCGUUCGCGAUUUCAGGAUUUUUACUCUACCUUUCUAUUAAAAAGAUAAACCGAUCAGACAAACAUACCAGCAUGAAACUACCGGUAGGAUUCUUGAGCCUAGUUUCGGUAUGAAAAACAGCAGCAGAGGUUAAACAAACCGAAGCACAACAUCGCCAAAGGUGUGGGCAGUGUGGAAGGCCUGGCUGGCUUCAUUUUAUUAAAAAUAAUCUGCGGCCCUUAACAGGAGGGCAACCUUGUCGUGCUCCGUGUUUGGUACGGUCUGAACCCUUUGCUGCUUUGAACCGUUUCCGCGUAGACUGGAAGGUGGGUUGGGGAGGGACAGAGAGAAACGGAGAGGUUUAUAGUGCUGGCUGCUUGGCAAAGUUCCAGGGGAAGGGAGUUCCACAGGCCGGCACCAAGAAUUCCUCCCUGCUAUGCCCUUGGCCUGCUUGAUUUAGCACACAGAUGAUAAACUCAUGAAGGCACACUCGAUGAGGCUGGGAGGAGGUGAUCUUUUGGCCAGGGCAGGAGCACUGUGUCGUGCGCAAGAGGAAUCAAAGAGGAGACACUCUGACUGCCCACAGCCUGACCGGCACCCCACGGGCCCUCCAGACACAUUAAUAAUAAUAAUAAUAAUAAUAAUAAUAAUAAUAAUAAUAAUAAUAAAUUUAUACCCCACCCAUCUAGCUGGGUUUACCCAGCCACUCUGGGCAGAUUCCAACAAAAUAUUAAAAUACAAUAAUUCAUCAAAUAUUAAAAGCUUCCCUAAACAGGGCUGCAUUCAGAUGUCUUCCAAAAGUCAGGUAGUUGCUUAUUUCCUUGACAUCUGGUGGGAGGGCGUUCCACAGGGCGGGCGCCACCACCGAGAAGGCCCUCUGCCUGGUUCCCUAUAACCUCACUUCUCACAAUGAGGGAACCGCCAGAAGGCCCUCGGAGCUGCUGGACCUCAGUGUCCAGGCAGAACGAUGGUGGUGGAGACGCUCCUUCAGGUCUACUGGGCCUUUGAGGCCGUUUAGGGCUUUCAAGGUCAGCACCAACACUUUGAAUUGUGCUCGGAAACGUACUGGGAGUUUCCAUCCAGCAGCCUGAAAACCGAAGGCGGUAACCCCCCAUCUUGCUGCGCACUCAAUGGGUGUGAUGUCAACCACGCACGGUUGAAGGCAGGCCGGUUGGAAAAGUGCAAGUUGAGUCCCAAGUGAGGUGGAGAGCCGGGAUUACGCUGGCACAAAGAGCGUUUUAUCUCCCUGCCUUCCAGCUCAGUUUACAAGCUGUCUCUCGCUCUCCCUCUCACCCAUUAGGCAAUUCUAAGGGUUGGACCCUCCACGAUUUCCACUUAGCGCUAGGAACCGAACCCCUGCAUUAAGAUGAGAGAUUGCUGUACAACCUUCCGGUUGUGACCGUUAAUUCAUAUACAGUGGUACCUUGGUUCUCAAACUUAAUCCGUUCCGGAAGUCUGUUCCAAAACCAAGGGGCGCUUUCCCAUAGAAAGUAAUGCAAAACGGAUUAAUCUGUUCCAGACUUUUAAAAACAACCCCUAAAAUAGCAAUUUAACAUGAAUUUUACUAUCUAAUGUGGCCUUUGAUCUGUAAGAUGAAAGCAAUAAACAAUGUAAGGGUAAAGGGACCCCUGACCAUUAGGUCCAGUCGUGGCCGACUCUGGGGUUGCGGCGCUCAUCUCGCUUUAUCGGCCAGGGGAGCCAGUGUCCAGCUUCCGGGUCAUGUGGCCAGCAGGACUAAGCCGCUUCUGGCGAACCAGAGCAGCGCAUGGAAACGCCGUUUACCUUCCCACCGGAGUGGUACCUAUUUAUCUACUUGCACUUUGACGUGCUUUCGAACUGCUAGGUUGGCAGGAGCAGGGGACUGAGCAACGGGAGCUCACCCUGUUGCGGGGAUUUGAACCACUGACCUUCCAAUUGGCAAGCCCUAGGCUCUGUGGUUUAACCCACAGCGCCACCCGCGUCCCUAAUAAACAAUGUACUGUACUAUAAAAUAACAGUAUUGUAAUGAUAAUUUUUUUAAAAAAAUUCUUACCUGCUGAUAGUCAUUGUUUGGAUGGGGGGGCUUUUAUCUAUUUCCACAGUCACGCAAUCAAUCAAUCAAUCAGUAGACUGGGUUUCACACAGUCACAAAAACAAAUUAACCGAAAAGCCCCCAAAACAGAAACGCAAAACAAAUAGCAAAAACAAAAGCGCCAAACUUAAUCCGUUCUGGAAGUCCAUCUGACUUCCGAAAUGUUCAAAAACCAAGGGGCAGCUUCUGAUUGGUGCAGGCGCCCCGGAAACGAAUAGCUGACAGCCGCAUCGGACGUUCAGCUUCCCAAAAACAUUCGAAAACCGGAACGCUUCCUUCUGGGUUUUCGGUGUUUGGGAAUCAAGGCGUUUUGAGAACCAAGGUACCGCUGUACACUGAAAACUUCUUUCCUUUAACAUCUCUUUCUCUCCCCUCUUGCAGUCUGGUUUCCAGGCCUCUCCGCAGCCGGCACCUCGCCACCCGUUCAUCCAGCACCCGCAACAGGGCCAGCGCUUCUACCACAAGUGAGGGCCCCGCCCUGCUCUCUUGUUGCUUCGACAUCCCCCCCUCAGCCCAAGUCCCAGCGCAAAGGAAGAAAAUAUACGUGGGAUGACCAUGUGUGUGGCUUUAUUCUCCCCUUCUCUCUUCGCUGUAAUUUGUGAAAACAGAGAUUGCACUCUAAAUAAAACUUUGUAUAAUUCG
Podarcis lilfordi (Lilford's wall lizard) is the source of this 13967-nucleotide messenger RNA. The record is from the annotation of a GenBank genome assembly. NCBI's taxonomy places the organism in Eukaryota, Metazoa, Chordata, Lepidosauria, Squamata, Lacertidae.